This is a messenger RNA of Gloeophyllum trabeum ATCC 11539, 792 nucleotides long. RefSeq names its product transport protein particle complex subunit. The transcript is spliced from 4 exons. The record is from RefSeq and is a predicted model, not a curated record. The coding region runs from base 12 to 425 and encodes 137 amino acids. Gene Ontology annotation, cellular component: TRAPP complex. NCBI's taxonomy places the organism in Eukaryota, Fungi, Basidiomycota, Agaricomycetes, Gloeophyllales, Gloeophyllaceae. Gene Ontology annotation, biological process: endoplasmic reticulum to Golgi vesicle-mediated transport.
AGUCGACCGCCAUGGCCAUCUUCGGGCUUUGGGUGAUCAAUAAAGCCGGAGGGCUAGUAUAUCAGCGUAAUUUCGCGGAGGGCCUCGCUCAAUUAACCUCUAACGAGUAUCUCGUACUUGCUGGAACCUUGCACGGUAUCCAUGCUAUCACAGCACGUCUGUCUCCAACCGGCUCCAGUUCUGGCGCGCAAGUGAUUGAAGGAGAAAGCUUCAAGUUAACCAUCCUACUGACCGCCACAGGGACAAAAUUCGUUCUACUUACUUCUCUGACUGAGAUGACCGCCGAUACCGUGCUUCAGAAGGUUUACGAAGCUUAUGCGGAUGCUGUGAUGAAGAACCCAUUCCACACGCCGGAGAUGCCUAUUCGUAGUGAAGGCUUCGACACUCGCAUUACAGCUCUCAUAGGCUCCGGGCAGUCUUCCUGAGAUCACUGACCCCUCACGUUCCGACACUUGGGGAGGCUUUACUCCAGGGGACUUCCGAGUACAACGGCACUUUCCGCUAGCAGGAGGAGCGCCUUUCGCACAUUAUUCAGCACAGCGAUCACGACGAUCCGAAACCCCUCGUCCGCGGAAGAUAGCCAUGUACCCGGUCGCAUGCCGCCUUCCAGUAUUCCUCACCUUCUGAGUCAUUUUCAUAUGGGCUUUCGCUUUUCGCACGCUGAGGCUAUGGGGGUCAAAGCAUCGCUAUACGAUAACUCGACGCUCUCGCUGUUCUCGGCCAUAUAUGGGCCAGGGCCUGCUUACACUGGUUAGGUCGAUGGCAUGCACAUGUACGCAGCACUGCCCUCCG